Molecule: messenger RNA, 1878 nt
Organism: Podarcis lilfordi (Lilford's wall lizard)
Lineage: Eukaryota; Metazoa; Chordata; Lepidosauria; Squamata; Lacertidae
Source: the annotation of a GenBank genome assembly
AUGGCGGCAGGGGCUCCCUCGGCUGUUCCUGCCCGCAGCCCCCCUCGGUGGCUCGGAGGCCCUGCUGACGGCUCCGUGUACCUCCUCCUGCCCGUCCCUGCUGGAAGUGCCCUGGUGCUAACACCAGGUGAGCAUGUGGGGGGGGGGGUACGGACGGAGGGUUUGCUCGGAAACCGGGGCUAAAUCUGACCCAGGGACCUGCCCUAGAAUAGCAUUUUUAGCCAGGUCUAAAGUCUGGAUCUUGAAAUGUCUGCCUAUGUGUUAGAAAGUGGGAGAUGGACUCGUGUUUGUUUGUGUGCGUGCAAGGGAUAGAUGAAAUUGCAGCAGUAGGUUUCCUGAGUAACACUGCAAGCCUAACCCCAUUUACCCGAAAGUAAGCACCACUGAAUUCCAUAGGCCUUAAUUCUGGGUAGGCAUGGUUAGGAGACUACGUACUGCAAACCCCACGAAAACCCUUAACACUGUUUUUCUCUUCAUAUGGAUGCAGCCUACAUAUUUCUUAACCCAGGAGCUUCUUGGUUCUUGUGGUAGAUAUCACACUGUCUUCCUGUGCAUUUUUUCUUCCCAAGAUGUUUUUCAGAGGGUUUCCUCAUCUUGCAGCGCUUAACCCAGGGAUGGGGAAACUUGUGCCCCGCCAGAUGUUAUUGGACUCCGAUCAGCCCAGCCAACAUGGCCAAUGGUCAAGGAUAGUGGAUGUUGUGGUCCAGUAGCAUCUGGCGGGCCAAAAGCUUCUCCAUUCCUGCCUUAUUCUGCCUCACACUACCUAAGAGUCAGAGAAGAGUCUGUGCACAAACAGAACCAUGGUGGAGAGUGGGUGCAAAAUUGUGCCCGGGUUGACACCUGCCCCCCCCCCCCAUCUGGCCACUGAAUGUGUGUGGAUUAGGUUCUGUUUCAAAACCAAGUGCUUAAUUUGGUGAUCAAGCCUCUUUUCUGUCUGCAGCAGAUGGAGCAAAUUCUGCCUGGAUUCUGUCUCUCCCUGUAGAGAGCAAGAACAAAGUGGAUAACCCACAGGAAGAUGGUGCACAGCCACGUCCCAUUUCCUCAAGUAGCUCCAGCGGGAGUGGAAAUAAGGGACUACAGAAAGGAGGCUCUGCGAAAGACCAGCCGACUUUUUGUAAAGGGGACUUGAAGGACCCUAUGUGGGCCUUGUGUGGCAAAACAAAAUCCUACAAAUGCCCCGACUGCGGGAAAAAUUACCGCAGGAGCACAGACCUCUUGAGGCACCAGAGGACCCACACGGGAGAAAGGCCUUAUCUGUGCCUGGACUGUGGGAAGAGCUUCAGUCGGAGUUCAAUCCUCCUGGAGCACCAGAGAAUCCAUACAGGUGAGAAGCCAUACAAAUGCAGCCACUGUGGGCAAGGAUUUAGCCAGAGCUCCAACUGUAAGCAGCAUGAGAGGACUCAUGGGAAGGAGAAAAGGAGCGACCCAAUACACUGGGGAUCAACUUGGCAAAGGACAGAGAUUCAGAGGCGUGGGCCUAAACGCCUGAAAAGAAUUGAUGAAGCGGCAAGAGCUGAGCUUGGACUUGGAUCUCAGUCUCCAGGGGGAAGUUCCUCAUGGAGCUCAAAGAUGGUGAUGAAGUAUCAGAAAAGCCAUAGGAUGGAGAAGCCCUACAGGUGCCCUGAGUGCGGGAAAUGCUUUGCACGCAGCACGGAUUUCAUCCGGCACCACAUUACCCACACAGGAGAAAAGCCCUACACAUGUGUGAAAUGUGGCAAGAGUUUUACGCGCAGCUCGGUCCUCAUUGAGCACCAGCGAAUCCACACGGGAGAGAGGCCCUACAAGUGUCGGCUGUGCGGAAAGGGCUUCAGUCAGAACUCUAACCGUAACCAGCACGAGACAAUCCAUCAGGCUAAGAAAUCUCCUGACACUUCCUGA